This is a messenger RNA of Polyodon spathula (Mississippi paddlefish), 1479 nucleotides long. RefSeq names its product neuronal acetylcholine receptor subunit beta-2-like. Lineage: Eukaryota; Metazoa; Chordata; Actinopteri; Acipenseriformes; Polyodontidae. Gene Ontology annotation, molecular function: transmembrane signaling receptor activity; acetylcholine-gated monoatomic cation-selective channel activity. Gene Ontology annotation, biological process: monoatomic ion transmembrane transport; chemical synaptic transmission; nervous system process. The transcript has 5 exons. The record is from RefSeq and is a predicted model, not a curated record. Bases 157 to 1392 code for a protein of 411 amino acids. Gene Ontology annotation, cellular component: postsynaptic membrane; neuron projection; synapse.
GCUGCUGAUGCUGAAGAACGGCUGGUGAAUAGCCUGUUGGGCCCAGAUCGAUACAACAAGCUCAUCAGGCCAGCAGUAAACAGAAGCCAGUUAGUAACUAUAGCGAUUCAGGUAUCGCUUUCACAGCUCAUAAGUGUGAAUGAAAGGGAACAGAUUAUGACAACGAAUGUCUGGCUCACCCAGGAGUGGAAUGAUUAUCGCUUGACGUGGGAUCCUCAGGAGUAUGAAGGCAUUAAGAAACUCAGAAUCCCUUCACAACACAUCUGGCUACCUGAUAUUAUUCUAUAUAAUAAUGCUGAUGGAAACUAUGAAGUAUCCUUUUAUUGCAACGCGGUCGUAUCUAACAAUGGUGAUGUUUUUUGGCUUCCCCCGGCCAUCUAUAAGAGUGCAUGCAAGAUUGAAGUCAAGCAUUUUCCUUUCGAUCAACAAAACUGCACAAUGAAGUUCUGCUCCUGGACCUAUGAUCAUACUGAAAUUGACCUGGUUUUAACAAGUGAUUUUGCAAGCAGAGACGACUUCACCCCUAGUGGAGAAUGGGACAUUGUUUCUCUACCAGGGAGAAAAAAUGAAAACCCUGAAGACCCAACGUAUGUGGACAUUACUUAUGAUUUCAUUAUUAAGAGAAAGCCAUUGUUUUAUACCAUCAACUUGAUUAUUCCUUGUGUGCUUAUAACUUCGCUGGCAAUUUUGGUAUUUUAUCUUCCAUCAGACUGUGGUGAAAAAAUGACACUAUGCAUUUCAGUCCUUCUUGCUUUAACUGUAUUUUUGCUGCUAAUCUCAAAGAUUGUUCCACCAACAUCACUAGAUGUCCCACUUAUAGGUAAAUACCUGAUGUUUACCAUGGUGCUGGUGACUUUUUCCAUUGUCACUAGUGUCUGUGUGCUGAACAUUCAUCAUCGGUCACCGAGCACUCAUACAAUGCCACAGUGGGUAAAGAGGGUGUUUAUAGAAAAGCUGCCAGCUUUAUUAUUCAUGAAGAGGCCAGAUACAAAUAUACGAGAGAGAAUGCGUAUAAAGCAACGGAAAUCUUACCCUGAUCCUAAAGUAGACAAAAGUGAUGGUGAGUCGUUUUAUGUCAAUGAAGAUUCUGCCAAGAAGUAUGGCUGGAAAAUAAGUGACAUACCUGAUAGCACAGAGUUCAGGAAGAGAAUGACCAUUAAAUGCAACCCUGAUGUCGAAGAGGCUGUUGAGGGGGUGCGGUUUAUUGCUGAACACAUGAAAACCGAGGAUGAUGAUCAAAGUAUAAUUGAGGACUGGAAAUAUGUUGCCAUGGUUAUUGAUCGUCUUUUCUUGUGGAUAUUUGUUUUUGUCUGCGUGGUUGGAACAGUUGGACUUUUUCUUCAGCCUUUGUUUCAGAAUUACAACACUCCAAGUAUGGCUGAUGGCGAGUAAUUGCCCCCUGUAUUGAAACACUGCAACCAGAUACCAAUUGUAACGUUUACAAAAAGGUCACAUGCUCAGAAGCAACUCAGGACUACU